UAAUUUCAGCUUUGACUCCUUCACCAUUCUUCAUACUACAAUGGCAUCCGUUGAGGUUGAAUCAGUUCCGGUGGCAGAGAUCGUUGCUCCGGCUGAGGCAGCGGUGAAAGUGGAGGAGUCUCCUGCAGAGAUGGUGGCGGUGGCGGAAGAAGUAGCUGCUGAAGCCGAGCCUGAGAAAGAAGCCGCAGCAGUGGAGGAGCCAACCGUUGAAGCCGCUCCUGUCGCUGCUGAAGAGGCUGCGCCAGCUGAAGUCGCCGAGGAGAAGGCUGCUUCAGCUGAAGCCGAGCCUGAGCUGAAAGAAGCCGCGGCGGUGGAGGAGCCAGCUGUUGAAGUUGCUCCUAUCACCGCUGAAGAGGCUGCUCCAGCUGAAGUCGCCGAGGAGAAGGCUGCUUCAGCUGAAGCAGAGCCUGAGCUGAAAGAAGCUGCGGCGGUGGAGGAGCCAGCUGUUGAAGCUGCUCCUGUCACCGCUGAAGUCGCUGGGGAGAAGACUGCUUCAGCUGAAGCAGAGCCUGAACUGAAAGAAGUCGCGGCGGUGGAGGAGCUAGCUGUUGAAGCUGCACCUGUCACCGCUGAAGAGGCUGCUCCAGCUGAAGUCGCUGAGGAGAAGGCUGCUUCAGCUGAAGCAGAGCCUGAGCUGAAAGAAGCCGCGGCGGUGGAGGAGCCAACUGUUGAAGCUGCUCCUGUCACCGCUGAAGAGGCUGCUCCAGCUAAAGUCGACGAGGAGAAGGCUGCUUCAGCUGAAGCAGAGCCUGAGUUGAAAGAAGCCGCGACAGUGGAGGAGCCCGCUGUUGAAGCUGCUCCUGUCACCGCUGAAGAGGCUGCUCCAGCUGAAGUCGUCGAGGAGAAGGUUGCUUCAGCUGAAGCAGAGCCUGAGCUGAAAGAAGCCGCGGCAGUGGAGGAGCCCGCUGUUGAAGCUGCUCCUGUCACCGCUGAAGAGGCUGCUCCAGCUGAAGUCGCCGAGGAGAAGACUGCUUCAGCUGAAGCAGAGCCUGAGCUGAAAGAAGCCGCGGCGGUGGAGGAGCCAGCUGUUGAAGCUGCUACUGUCACCGCUGAAGAGGCUGCUCCAGCUGAAGUCGCCGAGGAGAAGGCUGCUUCAGCUGAAGUAGAGCCUGAGCUGAAAGAAGCCGCGGCGGUGGAGGAGCCAGCUGUUGAAGCUGCUACUGUCACCGCUGAAGAGGCUGCUCCAUCUGAAGUCGCCGAGGAGAAGGCUGCUAAGGAGGAGGAGGCUGCUCUAGCAUAA
Molecule: messenger RNA, 1240 nt
Organism: Salvia splendens (bonfire salvia)
Lineage: Eukaryota; Viridiplantae; Streptophyta; Magnoliopsida; Lamiales; Lamiaceae
Product: cytochrome c1
Exons: 2
Coding region: 41-1240 (399 amino acids)
Source: RefSeq, a predicted model, not a curated record